AUGGCCAGCACUAGGGUCAUUCGUGCUGCGUUCUUGGUUUUGCUCCUUGUGGAGCUCUCCUUUGCUGCUAGAUCACCAAAGGCCAUUAGGGGUAUCGGUGGUGGCGGCGGCGGUGGAGGUGGUGGAGGGGGCGGUUCAGCUUCUGGGUUCGGGUCUGGGCAUGGUUUGGGACAUGGGUAUGGGAGUGGGUCAGAGUAUGGUACUGAAGGCGGAAGCGGAGGCGGUGGAGGUGAAGGAGGGGGUGGUGGCGGUGGAUAUGGUGAAAAAGGUGGUUAUGGGUCUGGAUAUGGGUCCGGUGGUGGCUCUGGUUAUGGGUCUGGUGGUGGCAAAGGAGGAGGUGGAGGUGGAGGUUUUAAGACCAUUUGA
Messenger RNA from Pyrus x bretschneideri (Chinese white pear), 366 nucleotides. Its product is annotated as putative glycine-rich cell wall structural protein 1. Bases 1 to 366 code for a protein of 121 amino acids. NCBI's taxonomy places the organism in Eukaryota, Viridiplantae, Streptophyta, Magnoliopsida, Rosales, Rosaceae. The record is from RefSeq and is a predicted model, not a curated record. The transcript is spliced from 2 exons.